Molecule: messenger RNA, 1649 nt
Organism: Scatophagus argus
Lineage: Eukaryota; Metazoa; Chordata; Actinopteri; Scatophagidae
Gene: paics
Product: phosphoribosylaminoimidazole carboxylase, phosphoribosylaminoimidazole succinocarboxamide synthetase
Exons: 9
Coding region: 142-1419 (425 amino acids)
Biological process (GO): 'de novo' IMP biosynthetic process
Molecular function (GO): phosphoribosylaminoimidazolesuccinocarboxamide synthase activity
Source: RefSeq, a predicted model, not a curated record
GGGUGUGAUUGGUUAUCAGAGCACGUAAGGCAGCCUCCACUUCCCCCUUCUGCUGCCUGCUUUUUCUGCAACUUUUGAGAGGCACAUUGGUUCAUUUUGUGUUUUGUCUUGUAGGACUACAGGUUGUUAAAGUGCAGCACCAUGGCCUCCACUGCAGAGUUGAAAAUCGGCCAGAAGCUAAAUGAAGGAAAGACAAAGCAGAUUUUUGAACUCGAGGAGCAGCCCGGACUCGUUCUGGUCCAGUCCAAAGACCAGAUUACCGCUGGGAAUGCUGUGAGAAAAGACCAGAUGGAAGGCAAGGCUGCCAUUGCCAAUAAAACGACGAGCUGCGUGUUCAGACUCCUCCAGGAAUCUGGCAUUAAGACUGCCUUUGUGAAGCAACACUCUGACACAGCGUUCAUCGCAGCUCAUUGUGAGAUGAUUCCCAUUGAGUGGGUGUGUCGGAGGGUGGCAACUGGAUCGUUCCUCAAGAGGAAUCCAGGAGUCAAAGAGGGCUACCGCUUCACCCCCCUGAAGAUGGAGAUGUUCUUUAAAGAUGAUGCCAACAAUGAUCCCCAGUGGUCAGAGGAGCAGCUGCUGGAGGCCAAAUUCUCUCUGGCUGGGCUCACUAUCGGCCAGUGUGAGGUGGACAUCAUGAAUCGCAGUACUGUGGCCAUCUUUGAGAUUCUGGAGAAGGCCUGGGCUACUCAGAACUGCACGCUGGUGGAUAUGAAGAUUGAGUUUGGUGUCAAUGUGAAGACUCAAGAAAUUGUCCUUGCUGAUGUGAUUGACAACGAUUCAUGGAGGCUGUGGCCAGCUGGAGAUCGAAGCCAACAGAAGGAUAAGCAGGUGUACCGAGACCUUAAAGAAGUCACCCCUGAGGCAAUGCAGAUGGUGAAGAGGAACUUUGAGUGGGUCUCUGAAAGGGUCAAGCUGCUGUUGGAGCCUCAGGCCAGCGGCAGGGUGGUGGUUUUGAUGGGCUCCACCUCUGACAUAGCUCACUGUGAAAAAAUCAGAAAGGCCUGCACCUCCUAUGGUAUCCCCUGCAUCCUAAGAGUCACGUCAGCACACAAAGGUCCAGAUGAGACACUCCGCAUCAAAGCAGAAUAUGAAGGUGACGGUGUACCCACAGUUUUUGUGGCGGUAGCUGGCAGAAGUAACGGCCUCGGUCCAGUGAUGUCUGGAAACACGGCGUAUCCUGUCAUCAACUGCCCACCGCUCACUCCAGACUGGGGUGCACAAGAUGUCUGGUCAUCCCUCCGCAUGCCAAGUGGUCUCGGCUGCUCCACAGUCCUCUCCCCUGAGGCUGCUGCUCAGUUUGCCGCACAGAUCUUCGGGUUGGCUGAUCACCUGGUGUGGUGCAAACUGAGGGCCUCCAUGCUCAACACCUGGGUGUCUCUCAAGCUGGCUGACAAGAAGUUACAGGCCUGCAGUCUGUGAAGGCCUGUACAGACCUGCUCUCGUAAGGCUCAGCUGUCAUGUCUCUGUUUACCAUGAAAACCCACUAACAAUGUACUUUCUCACACAAAUCAUUCCAUUAAAAAAGAAAACCAUUAAAGGCUUCUAUGGUUGUUUAAUCCCAUUGUAGACUUUCUUCACAGGUGAGACAUUUUGACAUGUCAUCACAGGAAAAGCAUAUAUGUAAUCAUAUUAAAAUCAACUAAAUUCUA